Sorex fumeus (smoky shrew) is the source of this 920-nucleotide messenger RNA. RefSeq names its product 40S ribosomal protein SA-like. Gene Ontology annotation, molecular function: laminin receptor activity; structural constituent of ribosome. Gene Ontology annotation, biological process: cytoplasmic translation; ribosomal small subunit assembly. Gene Ontology annotation, cellular component: ribosome; cytosolic small ribosomal subunit; 90S preribosome. The record is from RefSeq and is a predicted model, not a curated record. Lineage: Eukaryota; Metazoa; Chordata; Mammalia; Eulipotyphla; Soricidae.
AAGGGAAAUUUCACAAUGUCCAGAGCACUUGAUGUCCCGCAGAUGAAGGAGGAGGAUGUCCUCAAAUUCCUUGCAGCAGGCACCCACGUAGGUGGCACCAACCUGGACUUCCAGAUGGAUCAGUACAUCUACAAAAGGAAAACUGAUGGCAUCUACAUCAUAAAUUUGAAGAGAACCUGGGAGAAGCUUCUGCUGGCAGCCCGUGCCAUUGUUGCCAUUGAAAACCCAGCUGAUGUCAGUGUGAUCUCAUCCAGGAAUACUGGCCAGCGUGCUGUGCAGAAGUUCGCUGCUGCCACGGGUGCCACUCCAAUCGCUGGCCGCUUCACUCCUGGAACUUUCACCAAUCAAAUCCAGGCGGCUUUCCGGGAGCCGAGACUUCAGGUGAUUACUGAUCCCAGGGCUGACCACCAGCCCCUCACAGAGGCUUCUUACGUUAACCUGCCUACUAUUGCUCUGUGUAACACAGACUCUCCUCUGCACUAUGUGGACAUUGCCAUCCCUUGCAACAACAAGGGAGCUCACUCUGUGGGCCUCAUGUGGUGGAUGCUGGCCCGGGAGGUUCUGCGCAUGCGAGGCACCAUCUCCCAUGAACCAUGGAAGGUCAUGCCUGAUCUCUACUUCUACAGAGAUCCCGAGGAGAUUGAAAAGGAAGAGCAGGCAGCUGCUGAGAAGGCCGUGACGAAGGAGGAAUUCCAGGGUGAAUGGACUGCCCCAGCUCCGGAGUUCACCGCGACUCAGCCUGAGGUUGCAGACUGGUCUGAAGGGGUGCAGGUGCCCUCUGUUCCCAUUCAGCAGUUCCCUAUUGAAGAUUGGAGUGCUCAGCCUGCCACAGAAGACUGGUCUGCAGUUCCUACUGCUCAGGCCACUGAGUGGGUUGGAACCACCGCUGAGUGGUCUUAAGCUGUUCGUCUAGACUCAAA